Eurytemora carolleeae is the source of this 2071-nucleotide messenger RNA. RefSeq lists its product as uncharacterized. The record is from RefSeq and is a predicted model, not a curated record. The transcript is spliced from 12 exons. Gene Ontology annotation, biological process: G protein-coupled receptor signaling pathway. Gene Ontology annotation, cellular component: membrane. Bases 48 to 869 code for a protein of 273 amino acids. NCBI's taxonomy places the organism in Eukaryota, Metazoa, Arthropoda, Copepoda, Calanoida, Temoridae. Gene Ontology annotation, molecular function: G protein-coupled receptor activity.
UGAACCUGCUGAGAUGGUUAGCUGUAUUAGACUCUGUGUUUCUGAUAAUGUGUGUGACCAACUUCUCUAUUCGUCAUAUGUCCCACACAUUCGAGAGUACAAUUUAUAUUCAUCUUGCACCCUUCUCCUUUCCUCUCCUUUACAUAUUCUAUACAGCAAGUAUGUACUGUGUACUGGGUAUCGCGAUGGAACGAUUUUUGUCAAUCGCUAAGAACAAAUGCACGAAUCAGGGCGCCUUUUUUGGAUACAUUCUGCCUAUUCUUGUAUUCUGUAGUAUUUACAAUAUUCCAAGAUUUUUCGAGCUUCGACUUGUGGAGGAGAACGGUGUAUCCAGACUGGCCCCUACAAGUAUGAUGAGAUCUGACCAGUACAGAUGUUUCCUGAUCUCAGCCAACCUUUUUCUCACAGGGGUUGGCCCAAUUCUAUGUAUGUGUGUUCUAAACUGUUUGGUUUCCAGAAGAUUGAAGGGAAAAGGUUCCCAGGUCACAUCCAGGGAUAAAUCUGCUAGUUUUCUUAUCUCUGGUCUGGUUCUUGUAAUGGUGAUUUGUCAUGCUCCCAGAAACCUUCUCAAUAUAUACGAACUUAUACUGAAAGUGUAUCCCAAACUCUCUCCUCCUGCACGGUGGAUGAGUGACGUAAAUCAUAUCUUUCUUGUUCUGUCUUCCUCGUGUAAUCUUCUAAUCUUCCUUACUCAGGAUAAUGUAUUCCGUAGUCUGCUGCUUCAUAAGCUUGGAAUAUAUUUAUAUGACAGAGUUCCUGCAGUUGAAAACACAACGAAGGAACUCACCAAAAUUGAUCCAGAGUGUGCCCUAGAAGCGGAACUAAAAUCAAAACUCAAUCUCCUGAAAAUAAAUUCCACAGCAGAAUAAAUAUAUUCCACAGCUGAAUAAAUAUAUUCCACAGCUGAAUAAAUAGAUUCCACAGAAGAAUGAAUAUAUUCCACAGCAGAAUGAAUAUAUUCCACAGCAGAAUAAAUAUAUUCCACUGUAGAAUAAAUAGAUUCCACAGUAGGAUAAACAUAUUCCACAGAAGAAUAAAUAUAUUCUUCAGCAGAAUAAAUAUAUUCUUCAGCAGAAUGAAUAUAUUCCACAGCAGAAUAAGCAUAUUCCUCAGAAAAAUAAACAUAUUCCACAGCAGAAUAAGCAUAUUCCACAGCAGAAUAAACAUCUUCCACAGCAGAAUAAACAUAUUCCACAGCAAAACAAGCAUAUUUCACAACAGAAUAAACAUAUUCCACCGCAGAAUAAAUAUAUUCCACUCCACAGCAGAAUAAAUAUAUUCCACAGCAUUAUAAACAUAUUCCACAGCAGAAUGCACAUAUUCCACAGCAGAAAAAACAUAUUCCACAGCAGAAUAAAUAUAUUCCACAGAAAAAUAAACGUGUUAAGAAACUUUAAAUAGAAGAUUCAGAAAAGAUGGCAUCAAUUAUCAAUAUUCUCUGAUACAGAUUCAAACAGCAUUUUUAUACCAGUUCGGAUCCUGUACAAAUUGGAUUGCUGUAAACGCAUUAAAGACAAUGCACAAAAGUUACUAAAACAAGAUUUCUACAUUUUUAAGUAUUUUUUUACUUUAAUAGUCUGUAUUGUCGUAAGAACUGUUUAACUCCAAACUUCUCUUAUGAAGAUAUAGAUUUUUUUAUUAUUUCAACUGUAAAUACUUAUUUUUGUUUAAUAUGUAUAUAUAAAGCAGGGGUUUAAAAUGAUAAAUUAUGAAAAUUCCACCCUCCGGCCUUUACUUAAUUCAUGUAACCCAAUAUUUAGUUUUUUUUCCCUCAAAAUCCAUUACUUUUCCAAAUUGCAUCAAAUAAAAGCCUGAACAUUUAAAUAACAAAGUUGAAAUCGGGGGGAAAACAGUUUUCAAGGGGGGGGGGUUAACACUUUUAUUUACCUCUGCUUAAUAAUGUUUUAGUGUGUUCAAUAUUUAUAUUACCAUUUAGCCAAAGUACAAGUCAUAAGUCAAUGCAUUUCUCAUUAAUCAGGUGAAUCAAAAGUAUUUAAAUUCAACUUUAUGCUUGAAAAAUUCUUUUGAAUCAUCGUAUUUUAUAUAUGAUAAUAGAAUACAAUAAUUUUGU